UCUGCAGAGUGACUGAAAGAAGACAGGAUUAAUCUGAUCUUGAAGAAGAGGAGAAGUUAGAGUGAUGGCAGUAAACCCACAGCACCUGCACCUGGCUGAAGUCACUGCGGCUCACUUCAUCACCGUGUGGGAACGCUACGACCGGCACGGAAACGGUUUUAUUAAAGGAAAGGACCUGGGGAAUUUUUUCAGGGAGCUGGAGGCAGCGCUCAGGGGAACCAGCACGGAUUCUGCAAACGGAGCUCUGAAAGAGAAGAUUCAGGACUUCUUGAAGAAAUUUGAAAAGGACGCUGAGGAGAAGAUUGAGAUGUCCGAGCUGGCUCAGGUCCUGCCUGCAGAGGAGAACUUCCUGUUGUGCUUCAGACAGUUCUUGGGCUCCAGUGUCAAGUUCAUGACGGUCUGGAGGACGUACGACACGGACCGCAGUGGAUUUAUUGAGUCCAACGAACUGAAGAAUUUCCUCUCUGACCUCCUGAAGAAAGCGAACAGACACUAUGAUGACAAAAAGAUGAACGAGUACACACAGACCAUCCUGAAGAUGUUUGACUUGAACAACGAUGGAAAACUAGGACUAUCCGAGAUGGCCAGGCUGCUUCCAGUACAAGAGAACUUCCUGCUCAAGUUCCAGGGCUUCAGACUGUCCCCUGAUGAGUUCGGUGACAUCUUUACUUUUUAUGACAAGGAUGGAAACGGUUAUAUUGAUGAACAGGAGCUGGAUGCGCUGCUGAAGGAUCUUUACCAAAAGCACAACAUGAAGGCUGACCCAGACACCCUGGCCACUUCAAAGCAGAGCAUCAUGUCUCUGUCAGACGGAGGGAAGCUGUUCCGUGCUGAACUGGAGAUCGUCCUGUGCAAGGAUCCCACUGUCUGAUCUCUGACCUUUGACGCCGUGGUCCCCUCCUAUUUGGUCCAUGUGCAUGUGCUUGUCUCCUCACUGAACUAAUUCAAUCAUAUAUAUUUAUCCUUAUGCUGAGCUCUGUGACUGAUCACAAUUAAAAAUAUAUAAAACAAUAC
Messenger RNA from Clarias gariepinus (North African catfish), 1014 nucleotides. RefSeq names its product calretinin-like. NCBI's taxonomy places the organism in Eukaryota, Metazoa, Chordata, Actinopteri, Siluriformes, Clariidae. The record is from RefSeq and is a predicted model, not a curated record. Gene Ontology annotation, cellular component: terminal bouton; dendrite; nucleus. Gene Ontology annotation, biological process: regulation of long-term synaptic potentiation; regulation of presynaptic cytosolic calcium ion concentration. The transcript is spliced from 11 exons. The coding region runs from base 65 to 871 and encodes 268 amino acids. Gene Ontology annotation, molecular function: calcium ion binding.